AUGAGUAGUGAUACAGAGUCUGAGGCUGCUAAUGGGACAUUACAAAUACAAGUAGUUCAAGAAGACGAAAGAGAAGAAGAUAAUCAGCAGCAUAAAAAAUGGUGGAAUAAGAUUUUGGACGUGAAAGAGGCUAAGAAUCAAUUACUUUUUUCAUUGCCAAUGAUUCUGACUAAUGUUUCAUACUAUGGGAUCCCUGUUAUCUCCGUUAUGUUUGCCGGUCAUCUUGGAGACCUUCAACUUGCCGCCUCUACCCUUGCUAAUUCUUGGUGUGCCGUCACCGGCCUAGCUUUCAUGGUGGGAUUAAGUGGUGCCCUUGAAUCAUUAUGUGGACAAGGCUAUGGAGCGAAAUUGUACAGAAUGCUGGGAGUAUAUCUGCAAUCUUCUUGCAUAAUCUCAUUCUUCUUCUCAAUUCUCAUCUCCAUUCUCUGGUGGUUUUCUGACAAAAUCUUGAUACUGCUACACCAAGAUCCUGAAAUCUCCAAAUCCGCCGGACUGUACUUGAAGUUUCUGAUUCCGGGUUUGUUUGCAUAUGCAAUUCUGCAAAACAUUUUGAGGUUUCUUCAGACACAAUCUGUUGUUGCACCCCUAGUUGUGUGCUCUGUUUUGCCUUUGAUCAUACAUAUUGGGAUCACAUAUGUUUUGGUCAAAUGCACGGCUCUUGCCUUUCGUGGCGCCGCAUUGGCGGCCUCGAUUUCUUUGUGGAUUUCGGUUCUCAUGUUGGGAUGUUACGUUCUUUGUGCUACUAAAUUUAAGGAUACUUGGGAUGGUUUUUCAAUGGAGUCCUUUCUUUAUGUUCCUGCAACCUUAAAGCUGGCUCUGCCUUGUGCUGCAAUGGUUUGUUUGGAAUUCUGGGCAUUUGAGAUUCUUGUGAUAUUAGCUGGGCUAAUGCCAAAUCCAGAAUUAACUACUUCAGUGGUUGCAAUGUGUGUAAAUACAGAAGCUAUUGCCUAUAACUUUGCAUUUGGCCUCAGUGCAGCUGCUAGCACCAGGGUGUCAAACGAGUUGGGAGCAGAAAAGCCUCAAAGGGCAAAGCAUGCAAUGUAUGUAACUCUGAAGCUAUGUGUUGUUCUUGGAGCCAUUGUGAUUUCAGCAUUAGGAUUUGGUCACAAUAUCUGGGCUGGCUUCUUCACUGGUACUUCAGAGAAAAUAGCCAAAUUCGCAUCAAUGACGCCUUUCCUUAUGACCUCCAUUUUCAUUGAUUUCAUCCAAGGAAUUUUAUCCGGUGUGACCAGAGGCUGCGGGUGGCAGCAAUCGGCAGUGCUGAUAAACUUGGGAACAUUUUACUUCAUUGGAAUGACAAUUGCGGGAGUCCUCGGUUUCAAAUUUAAGCUCUAUGCCAAGGGCUUAUGGAUAGGGUUAAUUUGUGGAUUGUUUUGCCAAGCUUCUGGUUUGAUGCUACUUGCUUUGUUUACAAAAUGGACCAGAUUAAAUCUCUCUAGUGGCACCAGAGUGGCAGCAGCUUCGGAUUCAUAGUUUCACGUGGAGAAAAUUAGCUUAUUUAUG
Molecule: messenger RNA, 1503 nt
Organism: Oldenlandia corymbosa var. corymbosa
Lineage: Eukaryota; Viridiplantae; Streptophyta; Magnoliopsida; Gentianales; Rubiaceae
Source: the annotation of a GenBank genome assembly